Antechinus flavipes (yellow-footed antechinus) is the source of this 7111-nucleotide messenger RNA. It is a transcript of the gene EREG, whose product is annotated as epiregulin. The transcript has 5 exons. Bases 2297 to 2794 code for a protein of 165 amino acids. Gene Ontology annotation, biological process: positive regulation of cell population proliferation; epidermal growth factor receptor signaling pathway; positive regulation of mitotic nuclear division. Lineage: Eukaryota; Metazoa; Chordata; Mammalia; Dasyuromorphia; Dasyuridae. The record is from RefSeq and is a predicted model, not a curated record.
ACAGAAAGACACAGAAAGGAACAGAGAAGAGAGAGAAAAGAAAAGGAGAAGAGAAGAUUGAUUCAUUAAACAGUACUCCUUUGCCUCUAAGAUAUCCCAGUCCAUUAUACAUAUCAAUCAGAUUUAUUGUUCUUGGAUUUCAUGUCACAAAAGAACAUAAAAUCACAUAAGGAUCUGAUGAUAAAUCAGUUUGAAGGAUUCCAAAAGGUGGAUUGAAAAACUUCAGCUUUAGAAUGCAAAUUCUUUUUUUUUUUUUUUUUUUUUUUUUUUACUGUUUUUGUUUACUGUGAGGAAAUUGCUGGGAUGGGAAAGAGAUGGGGAAAGAGGAAAGUAAGAAAUAGGAGGCACGAAGUUUCAGUUCUUAUCCUCAUGAACUUUUUUUCCAUCUAGAUAGGAAAACAACAUAUACUCAAAUGAAAAGUUAUACAGUACUAAAAGAUACCAUAUGAUUGGAUCCCAAGUAAUUUAUAUAGGCUAUAAGUUUGGGAAGAUUUUAGCGAAGGUAGAGACAAUUGUAACAAGUCAAGAAAUCUUUGUGAAGCUAAAACUAGACAUUUAAGAAUGGAUGACAAUUUUUGUCAAAUCUUAUGUAAAAGAGGGGAAUGUAUUCAAGGGCACAGAGGUGAGAAUGAACAAAGCAAAAUGACCAAAUAUAAUGAGUAAAUAGAUCAGUUUAUGCUGCAGAGUUUGUAUUGGGGAAUACUGGAAUUAAGUUUGGAAAAGGAGAAUGGUUCUAAAUAAAAUAUCAAGCUAAAGAGGAAGAAUGAUCUCUUACUUUGUGCCUACUCUAUCUCAAUCACUUUACUAAUUUUAUCUCAUUUGAUUCUUACAAUUCUGUGAGAUACUCCAAGUUAACAACUGAGGAAACAGGCAGCCAGCUUUAGUGACUUACUCAGGGUCAUCCAGGCAAUGCACGAAGACAAAUUUGAACUCAGAUCCUCUAAAUUCCAUGACUUUAUCCCUUGUUCUACCUAGGUUUUUGAACACGGAAAUGAGAGGGUAAAACAACUUUUUGGAAGGCUAUUUAACACUAUAUAACAGACAUAUGUUUUAUAUAUACACACACAUAUGUGUGUGUGCAUACAUAUAUAUACAUGUAUAAAUAUAAAAAUUUAACAUUAAUAUUUAAUUUAAUAACAGUGUGCAAGAUAGAUUGGAGUGGGAGAAAAAAUGGAUAUAGGGAACAGGAGAUAACGAUCCAUCUCCUAGUUUGGAAGGGGAGGGGGCAAAGAAUAGGGGAAAUAGCUCCAGUGGUCUGUGCUUGGAUGAUUGAUUGAAAAACUGAUCAAAUCCCCACUAAACCAAAACACUGUGAGGUGUUUAUUUUUGGUGGAACUCACACAUAAUAAACACCUACAUGCUAUGGGCAUCUUUUAUAAGGAAAGGCAUUUUUUCUCGGAAACUUUGUCCCAUUCCCUUGUUGGAUAGUCUGAAUCCCCUUUCAUUGUCCCACUGAUUUGUUUUUUUUUUUUUUUUUUUUUUUUUUUUUUUUACUUUCUGAUCCUUGAAUACAGAAGCCCAUCCAAAAGACUUGGACUUCAGCGGGGCCCAAACACUGUUUCCUUUGCUCCUCCCACCAGCUCACUGACUGCUCUUUCUCUAAAGAGCUCAGACCUUUUCGGCUUCUCUUCGCGGCGGAAUUCCAGACUUUUCCAAAACCUCGGCAGCGGUCCCUGCCCUUCAUUCCUAAACCAAGGAGAACGUUCUGAUCAUGUUGGCGGAAUUAGCCAAGCGGUCACCCUCCCCAAGGGAAGAAGCAGAUUGUUUUCGCCUUAGACAGAUUCCGGUGGGCGAGGAUAAAGGGAGGAGCACCCAACCGCCAUCCAUCCUUACUUACUAUGGCAGUGGCCAGGGCAGUGUCCUCGGUCACUCCCCUCACCCCCCACCCCAACCCACCCGGGACACAGCGGCUGUCCCCAAAACGAUUACGACAUUUUGGGAAGUUUGUGCUAAUGUCCCUUGAGGUUUCUGCCGAAGCCCCUCCCACUGGACUUAUAUAAAAACAAGGCACCGGUCGGGUCCACCUCACUCGUCGGACAGGAUAGGCUGCAUUGUCCCACACAUUGUCCGAGGAAGGCACACCUGAGCCUGACCGUCCUCGAGUCGCGAGCCUGUCCUCCCCAUAGCUACUCGGGAUCGACCUUACCUACCAGCCGCGCAAAAGGCCAAUUGCUGGGAUUUCCAGGUCAGCCAGGAGGUCACUAGUCAGGACCUCCCUCGCUCAGCUCCGACCAGCUAGCCCAGACUAGACAUCCCAAUUCUCCCAUUCAUUCGCAGCCGAGGACGCUCCUCCGAGAUGGACAGCUACUUCUGGAAGAUCUCCACUGUGUUGCUCACCAUCGGUAUAUACCUUUUGCAAAAUGCUCAUAGUACAACUGUGAUUCCAACGUGUAUGCCAGACGAAUCAAAUGACAACUGCACUGCUUUAGUUCAGAUAGAAAAUAAUCCCCCCGUGGGUCCAGUGGCAAUUGCAAAAUGUGGCGAGGACAUGCAAGGCUUCUGUUUUCAUGGGCAGUGCAUCUACCUAGUGGAUAUGAGUCAACACGUCUGUAGGUGUGAAGUAGGCUACACAGGCAGCAGAUGUGAGCAUUUUUUGCUAACUGUUCACCAACCCUUGAGUAAAGAAUAUGUAGUAUUGACUGUCAUGCUUGUUAUUCUGUUUCUGAUCAUCAUUGUUGGGGGCACAUAUUACUUCCUUAGAUGGUACAAAAACAGAAAAAGCAAAGAAUCAAAGAAGGAAUAUGAAAGAGUGACUUUGAAUGAUGAAAAGAACUCAAUAUUUCUACAAGUCUGAAAGAAGCAAAUGGCACAUCCUUACUACUUGCCUAAUGGCAACCUCUUAGUGUUAAUAGUUUUGUUUUAUUAAUAAUUAUUAAUAAUAUUUAUGUUAAAAACAAAAAAGGGUCAAACCAUAUAUUUUUUUUUCUUUUAAAAGAAGUCCACGGAGAUUUUAUUUUUAUUUUUUUAUUUUAUUAUUUUUGUAUGAUGGAAUGUUUACUAGUGUAUAAAGUGCAUGUAGUAUUUUAUACAUAAAAUCAGUUUUUUAUAAGAAAUACAAACUCCUGGGCUAGUGCUUUAUUGAAAGCCACAAAGCUUGCAAGCUUGUAUAGGAAUCUAUUCCAAAGCCAUCUUCUGUAAUGUGUCCGGGAUACUCAAGUGAAUAAUGACAAAAGACAGCAAAUGCAUUUCUUACAUAAUAAUUUGUUGGAAAGCAUGGUUCACUGAAAACUGACAUCAAAGGAAUGGCAUUGGAAGAUGAAGAUAUAAUUCGCCUUGGAGUCCUGUGGCAAGCAAAACAUUAAAAAAUGGAAAAUAUGGACAAUGGGAAUGAUCUGGGGGGAAAACAUUUUUUCCCAACCAUUUUCUAGUAACAAUGAAUAUUUGUUUACUACAAGCAACUGUGCUCAGUAUUCCAUUUUAGGACUUAACUGUAGAAAUUCAAAAAUCAAAUAUGCAACUAGGUCUCGAUUAGUGUGAAUAGCAAAUCCUGGGAUUCAAAUUCCUUACCAAAGUUAUAAUUAUGUAAAAUCUGGUAAUUGCUUCAUCUUCUUGCAAUGCAAAAUUGAAUAAUGCAACAAUUUCAGGAAAUUCAUUAUUAACAUUAAUCAGAGGCCUAGAUGUAUUCUCACCAAUGAAGAUUUUAAAGAUGCUUUGCUAAAUUUUAAUUUUUGAUUAUCCUUUGUAUCUAGAAGCAACUUAGAAUCUUAUCAGUUUUCUUCAUUAUAUGUUUGGAUAUUUCAAAAGGUUUGGGAUUUCCUCACUGUGAAUUUCUCCAUCAACAGACAACAUAUUCUACACUUUCACAGUCAGUUAUCAUCAGUUACUAUGACUAAAUUAAUUCUUUAUAUGGGGCACCCAUUGUCAGCCUUUGGGUAGUGAAUGUCUUGGAACUUGACUAGAUAGCUCAUUUAUCAAUCAAUAGACACUUAGUAAAUUUGCACCAAACUUGUGUUACAGCUAGACUCAUAUUCAGAAGUCUUUCUAGCCUGGUUACAGAUACUCUUCUGUAGUCUAUAAGACCCCAGGUUGACCCUCCAUUCCAAUGAAAAAUUGGAGUAGGAUUUCAGUAAGGGUCCUAUUUGAGUAGUAUUAUAUUUACUAGAGUCUAUAGAUGCUCAUCAAUAUAUUUUGGUUGUUGUUAUAUUGCUGUUGUUGUUGAAUUAUCAGGGGGGAAAUCCCUUAACAAGAGAAUAUAUUCCAUUCCCCUUUCUCCAAUGUUUAUUUUCACAAAAACUUCAUUUAAGUAGGAUAAGAACUAGAUCCUACAUGAUAUGUGAGUAGAUGAAUAGAGUGUGCAUGAAUGAAUGCACAAAUACACAGGCACACACAGAAAAAUUUUGAAGAUCUAAUUUAAUAUUUCAAAGUGUAAUAGUGUUCAAUUGUUGGUUUUGUAAUAAAUAGAAAAGCAAUGCAAUGCAAAAGUCAGUCUGAAAUUAUUUUCUACCAGCAGUGAACUAGAGUUAACAUGAGAUAUUAAAUCACUGAAUGUAUUACAUACCUUUGGCUUUCUUAUUUACAAAAUGAAUGCUACCCUAUUUCUAUGUGCAGCAUGAUGAGAUUCUUCAAGGUUUAAUACUCCAAAAUGCUAAUGGAGCUAGGAUGAUAUUCUCUUGCAAAUGUCCACCAGAAAUGCAAACCAUACUCUAUCCUAUGCAACUCUUGUCCCUUCUUCCUUAAGUCUGCCACAGAAGGUCUCCCCAAUGUGCUAGUGGCAGAUGAGUAUUAUAAAUAAGCCCUUGAUGAUAAGUGGCAUUUUCCCAAUUUAAAAAUUUGAUACAUGUACAACCAUUAGCCAAAUAAGGCAAACACAUCACCAAAUUGUCCCCUUUUCCCCAGUGGUUUAUCUGUCUGAUCAACAUUGUUUAAGGCAAUUUCACAGUCUUAGAGUUUGUAAGUCAUGAGUUUUUAUGAUAUAUUGCUAUGAAGGCUGCUCUUCACAAAGGGAUAUAUGUAAAAUAAUAGCUAACAUUCUUCCAUUGGAUCUAGACUAAUAAUUUAUAGGGACUGCAAGUCAGUUCCUAGAAUAGCUUUUAGCAGCCCAAUUCAUUCAACAAAUCUUAAAAUGUCAAAAAUUAUUAAAAGUAAGGAGAGGGCCCCUCAGAACUAUGUGUCAAGUGAGUUCCCUUCUUUUUUCUCUAAAUUUUUAUUUGCCUUGUGUUCAGAGGCAUAGACCUCCAGACCACAGGGUAGCAACACGAAUCAUUAGGUCCAAGAGCUUCAAAACUUCUACCUUUGAUAGCUAUAAGGUAUAAGCCAUUGGACCAUGGUGUUAAAAAAAAAAAUUAAGCACACAGCUAUACCUUGGAUUUAGUGGGGUUUUUUUCUUGUUGACUUAUGUAUGCAUCAUGAUUUGGGUUUUGAGUAAGUUACUAUUUUUUAAACAUAUAUCUAAAAGAUAUAAAGGUAAAAUUAAAGUUAGGAUAAUAAGAAUUAGUGACAUGCCAAAUGUCAUAACUGUAUUUGGUUGCACAAAUUAAAUCAAGUGCUUCAAAUACUUUAAACAUUUCAUUCAUUCCACAGAUUUGAACAUCACCUAUAUAAACACCGAGCACCAUGUUUUCAGUCAGGGUCAAUUUGCUUUCACCUAUUUUUAUGCCUUGGCAAUUCUAUCUAUUGUUUCAUUGAAAUAAUUGCUCAAUGGCAAUCCAUUCAUUUAACUUACAGACAUGACCUCUAUUGAAUUCAGUAUAGGAAAAUCAAUUCAGAAUAAAGCAAAAAAUCAGUAGUGCUUGAUCUGGGUUCUGAUUCUAAUAAUUCCCACUCCAUCCUUAUCCCACCCUCUACUCCAGCUUUACAAUACAGUUAAACAACUCACCUCCAAAAAUAAAAAAAAAAAACAUAUUAAAGAAAAAAUACAAAUUGAAAGUGGUAUUAGAAAAGAAAGUAAAUCAACAUGGCUAAGGAUUUUAUUUUCAAAUAAAAGUCACUUAUUACUUAGUAGCCACAUUGGGAAGUUCCAUUUUCACAUUCUUCAUAUAGUUUCAAAGUAUCCCACGUGCAAGAUGUCCAUAAAAUACCUUCUAUAUACCUUCAAAUAGUUACAUUAUUCCCUAUGAAUGUUUUUACUUAUCAUUUUUUUCUAUAAUUUAAGAAAAUAUCUGUGUCAAAGAUAUAACUUUAAAAGGGGCUAUGUGUAUGGAAGAUAUGGAUAUGAAUGAGGACAAGCUUGUAAACCUUCAUACUAAACUCAUGAUUUCCUAGAAAGCUGCAACAUAAUCCACUGUACACUCUAAUACUAAAAGAAAAAAAAAUUCCUAAAAUAAUCAAGAUUUGUAGUUGAAUUAAAAGUUCUGAAAACUUAUAACUAAACAUUUAAUCUUCACCAUUUCCUAAUUUAAUACAAUCUAUUCCUAUUUGCUUAAGUAGUUUCACUCUUUGGACAUAAAAUAUUAAUGAGUACUCUAAAAUCUCAUGUCAUCUUCCAAAUGGCACCUUUUUUGGUUGUAAGAAUUAUAAUUAACUAAAUUCCAGCUGUUUGUUUUAUGAAACUGUUAUACUUUCUUCAGUGAUUACAGUAUCUAUAUCUCAUUUCUCUUUAGUUCAAAAAAAUGCUAUUUACUAUGGAAGGGAUGUCGAAAUCUGACCCACCUUUUCAUUAUUAUUUUAAGAUCCAUUUUGUUAAUUAGUUUUAGAGUACCAAAAUCUUGGCCUAAACAUUUACUGUAUUUUCCCAAUUUCAUUGAGAUUUGGGGAGAAAAUAAGAGGAUAAGUCACUAUGUCUUCACAAUAUGUUUUAAUAUUUUCACUUCUUCUCCCCAAAAGAAUCCAUGAGUAGUAUCUGACUUUCAAAUGUUAUAUUUUGUAUAUAAGAUGGUGUAUUUUUCUCACUUGCCUUCAAACGAUAUAAUUGUGUUUUUACUUCUGUAAAACAUUCUAAAAUUCAGUUUAUAUUGAAAAUCUUAUUAAACAUAAAUUGUAUUGUAUGCAAUUUGUUGCUUAUGAUUGUCUGAACAGUAAGAGCCUACUGAAUUGUAUCAAUUUGUUGUUUAUGUGCAGUAUCAACUUUGAUAGUAAUGUACCUUAACGUAUCGAAGGAGAAUGACUACAAACAACUGCACAUCUUAAACAAAUCUAUUGGAAGAAAAAAAUUAAACAUAUUACAUAAAAAUAA